This is a messenger RNA of Spirometra erinaceieuropaei, 3002 nucleotides long. NCBI's taxonomy places the organism in Eukaryota, Metazoa, Platyhelminthes, Cestoda, Diphyllobothriidea, Diphyllobothriidae. The record is from the annotation of a GenBank genome assembly.
AUGCUGCCUGGAGAGGAGUGUUGCGUCCCCAUGGUCUCAACGGCUCCAAUGACAGUGGGCUGCUCCUUCUGCGAACCUGUACAGAACACGACUCCUCCUGACGAACACCUUCUUCUGACUCCCAAUGCGAGAGACGGCCACCUGAAUGCUCCCUCGGCCGCGACUCUAGCACCUGCUGGACUAUGUCCUCGUCCGGAAGCGGGACCGGCGGGACAAAGGCAGUCCCGGGUGCCAACGGGUGGACCGACCAUCGCCUCGUCAUCUCGAAGAUGCGGAUUCGCCUGCAGCCUCGCAGGAAACCUCAAGGUAAGUGACAGCCAGAUAAGCUGAAUAUUGCCUUGUUGUCUUUGCCUGCUUACCAUCUCCAUUUCAACAUCGAGCUAGUUCAACGGCUGGCCAACAUUCCAGUCGCCGCCGCCGUUGACGACAACGCCUCCGUGGAGAACCGAUAGUGUCAAUCGGGGGACACAGUCCAGUCGACGACCCUGGCCAUCUUCGUUUGCGUAAGUCGCCAACACCAGGAUUGAUUCGACUACAGCAACGCCGUCAUCAGCAGCCGGCUCGCAGAGAAGAACAGUCUACACAAAGCCUACGUCACUCGCCCCACCGACGACAACAAAGCAGCCUUCUAUCUCAGCGGUUGAGCGAAAUGAAGGAUGCGUGGACGGCUCGCGAAGUAGAGUAUAUCCAAGGGUACACGGAACGCAAAGAAUGGAAAAACGUCUUUGUCGCGACCCAAAGUCCUCUACGAUCCGUCAAUGAAAGCUACUGCACCUCUUCUCAGCGCCGACGGCAGUGCCCUAAUCACUGAGAGGACACAAAUUCUACAGCAAUGGGCCAUGCACUUCCGAGGCGUUCUCAACCGUCUCUCCACCAUCUCGAACGCCGCCAUCGCCGUCUGCCUCAAUUGGAGACCAACGCCGACAUCGACCUCCCGUACUCUUUUCACGAAACCAUCAGGGCCGUACAGUAGCUCUCCAGCGGGAAAGCGCGCGGAUCGGACGCGAUCCUUGCUGAGAUCUACAGGUACGGUGGUCCCCAACUCAUGGAUCAUCUGACGGCACUCUUCCAGAAGAUGCAGCGCUAAGGAGAAUUCCUGCAGGAUUUCAAGGACGCAACGAUCGUCCAUCACUAUAAGCGGAAAGAUAAUCGCCGGCUCUGUGACAACCAUCGAGGCAUCUUUUUACUGGCAUCGUUGGAAAAACCUUCGUUCGCAUCCUUCUCGGCCGUCUUAACAACGACCCAGAGCAAGGUCUCCUGCCGGAAAGUCAGUGCGGCUUCCGCCGUCAUCGUGGAACCACGGACAUCAUCUAUGCUGCCCGCCAAAUGCAGGAGAAGUGUCAGGAGACAGUCAUGCGGAAAAUCAUGCAGAAAUUGGGCUGUCCCGAAUGAUUCAUUCAAAUGGUGCGUCAGCUUCACGACGGCAUGAUGGUGCGAGUCACGGACAGUGGAGCUGUCCCAUAGGCGUUCGCAGUGACCAACGAAGGGAAGCAGGGCUGCGUCCUCGCGCCUAUCGUCUUCAGUCUCAUGUUCUCUACCAUGCUGACGGACGCCUACUGUGACGAACGCCCCGGGAUCCGCAUCGCCUACAGGACGGAUGCUCAACUACUAAACCACCAGAGGAUGCACUUUCAAUCGUGCGUAUCCACAAGCACAGUUCACGAACUUCUGUUUGCCAAUGAGUGCACCUUAAACUAAACUACUGAAGGAGACCUGCAAAGAAGCAUGGACCUUUUCUCCUCCGCCUGCGAGAACUUCGGUCUGAUCAUGAACACGGGGAAGCCGGUGGUCAUGCACUAACCGCCAUCCAACACUGCCCACAAUGCUCCGCAAAUUACCGUAAAUGGAACCCAACUGCUGGUGGUGGACAACUUCACGUAUCUUCCGCAGAACCAAACUCGAUGAUGAAAUGGCCCACCGAAUGUCAAAGGCCAGUCAAGCCUUCGGUCGUCUUCAAAACACAGUUUGGAAUCGUCACAGUCUUCAACUCAGCACGAAACUGAAGAUGUACAAGACCGUUGUUGCUGUAUGGAACAGAGACCUGGCCAGUGUACAUGAAGCAGGCACGUAGACUGAACCACUUCUAUUUCAGUUGUCUUCGCGAAUACUGAAGCUGAGUUGGCAGGACCGGAUCCCAGACACGGACGUACUGGAGCGAACGGGAAUCCUCAACGUCUACGCUAUGCUAAGACAAUUGCAGCUACAUUGGAGCGGCCACCUAGUACGGAUGGACGACGAGAGACUACCCAAACUACUCUUCUAUGGAUAUGUCGCGACGGGUUCACGCAGACAAGGAGGUCAAGUCCGUCGCUAUAAGGAUACUCUGAAAGCCUUCCUGAAGUGCCUGCAGAUCAACCCUACAAAUUUGGACUGACCUACGUGAAGAACAGUAAUGAGAGGCGUAACAAUCUUCGAAGCCAACCGCAUCACCGCCGUCAAAGCCAAACUAGAGACACGCAAAUCUCCACUGACGCCGCUGCCGCCUCACAACGCCCAAGCCCAACCGCCUCCAACGUGUCCAUGAUGUCAACGGACAUCCCGGGCGCCAAUUGGAUUUGCUGGACACCUCCGGACCAACUGCGGCACCCGGACUGCACCAACCACCGUCUCUCCGUCCACUUCUUCCUCGCCUCUCACGCCGUCAACUAACGUUGAUUGUCCUCCCAAACCACCACUACCAUCCUUCUCCCCUCCCCUCCCCCUCUUUCACCGCCUCAAUGUCUGCCGCUGUGGCGUCUGCCAUGGCCAUCGUCACUAUAAACAAUCCUGACAUGCCAACAAACACCAACACUACCACCGUCAACACCUGUGACGAGGAUCGGGUUUAUACUUGUUCUCAUUUCUAUCGCACCUUUACCUCACACAUCGACCUGGUCGGACACUUGCAAAUCCAUCGCACAGAGACUGGUGAACCAGUGCCUGCAGCACCAGUCUACAAUCGCCUCGUCCGCCUCUACUGUCCACAUUACACUGUCACAUUUAUUCACCGCAUGGUCUAUUAG